AUGUGGAAACACGGAACGUCUGCACAUCUGGUGCUUCUUGUUUUUGCAAUUUCUAUUGUUAAUGCAGACAUUUAUCUGCAUAUACCCAGAGGAAGCAAUAAUCGACUGAAUGAAAACACAGCAACAAGAAAAAAUGCAAACAGAUUGUUUGACAGUCAGAACAACAAUCGUGGUGGCUAUAAUGUUGGAGAUAAAACGGAUGCUGCCUCUGGUGAUAAUGCAGCAAACCAAUACAACAUGAAAUAUCUUCAGAGUGGAUCUUGGAAAACCAUGUCAGGUGACCAGGGUAAGAGUUUUUUGACUAUUGAGUGGACCAACCAGCAUGGCUGUGGCGGAGAUCAGAACAACCAGCAGAAACAGAAUUGUGCCUUAAUUCUGCAGUACAUGUGCCAGGAUGAUACUCAAAGUCCUACUGCAGACACCUUGAGAAAUGGUGUAACCACAGACACACAGGGUUACACAAAACCAAAUAACAAUAAUAUUGCAGCUGAUCGCAAAACUACGGACGUAAACGAUAAAAGAGGGUAUCAUGAAUCCUGGGAUUGGUAUAAUAAAUGCUACUUGCGAGAGAGGAAUAAAGGGUUAUUUGUGGCUGAUCAGAUGCUGACAGCAAACAAUGGCUUGGGUUACAGCAGUGCCAUCUACACCCGCCAGAAUCCAACAGGAAAUCGCUAUGGUUACGAAUGUCCAGAAGAGCGUGAUUAUUUUCCCUACUGGCAUCCCACACCCUGGUCUGAUAUAGCCAUUCUGGCAGAAAAUGCAUCAGUGUGCAGUCAUUACACCAGCAAGAGCUUUAAUGUCCAGCCUUAUGGAGAAUGUAGCCAGAACUCUUCCAGAUACAAUAAUGAAGCUUCUUGUAGACAGAAUGGAGGUGUCUGGAACCUGCUGUACAGUUACCUAGAGAAGGCACCAGACAAGCGCUCUCAGGCAGCAUGUGACGCCACUAAAGUCACUGGUCUUACCUACAAGUGGGCAGUACCCUUCGACGGCACAGUGCCUGAAUGCUUGGUUCUUCUGGAUAAACCUGACUGCAGGGAGGCUCCUUGGUCUAGGUCCAACCAUCUUGGUAAUGGCGUACAUGGACUGCCCCUCAACUAUACUUGGACACUUCCAAAUUUUCCUUCCGGCAAAAUCAAAAGUUGUGUUUUUCGAAUUCGGUACAACAUAUCAACUGAUGACUAUGAUCCAUACAAGACAGAUUACAAGCAAAAUGAAGAAUUUCCGAAGAAAUCACCAAUUAAACAAAACCCAUAUGUGUAUGUGAUGAGCAACCAGUCACCAUUACGUUUAGCCCUCAAUACAGCGCAGUAUGGCAGAGUAUUUCAAGACAGGAGCCAUGUUUUUAAACUUAUACCAAGACCAGUUGGCUUGAAUCAAGGACGAAUUUAUAAUUUGAAUGUCCGAGGGAAGAGAGGCAAUAUUGUGCAGACAUACCCAGCUGUAGAAUACGACUUUGCUCCAAAUACACUGGAAAUCAAGAAAGAAGAUAUGGUGCACAUACAGUGGACAGGCUCUAACACACACAACAACAACAAUCCGGCUGGAGAUGGACAAGCUGGGGAUGCUGGAGAAGGAAAAGGAGGAACUGAUCGCAGCAACUUUGUUGAACUGAGUGAUCGAAGUAGUAACUUUCCAACUCCCUUUGAAAACACACAGCUUUGGAAAAAUGUCAAAGUCGAGUGGAUUUAUUUUGGGAAAAAUGAUAUUUCACCACAAGAUCUUGCAAUCAAUAUGGCUUCAGCAGGAUAUUACAGGUGUGCCAUUAACUGUACAGACUCAGUUGCCAGCAAAGCUCAGAUGAACAAUCUGUUAGACAAUGCUCCAGCAUCAUACGAAGGGGCACUACUCAGAUUCAAGAAAGAAGGUUCCUACCACUACAUGUGUACUCGCAACAACAACUUUAGCAACAGAAGUCAGAAGGGAGGCAUUAUUGUUAAGUAA
This is a messenger RNA of Candidula unifasciata, 1941 nucleotides long. Lineage: Eukaryota; Metazoa; Mollusca; Gastropoda; Stylommatophora; Geomitridae. The record is from the annotation of a GenBank genome assembly.